AUGACAGCAACUUCAAGAGUGAUACUGAUGGACUCCGAGUGCAAUCCUAGCAAGACGAAGCAAGCCAUUGCUCGUGCCUUUCGUCCAGGCCAGCAGAAGGUCGUUUACGUGUACUUGUUGCUUGCGACUGGGACGCUUGAAGAGGACAAGUACAGGAGGACGAUUUGGAAAGAGUGGUUGUCGUGCAUGAUAUUCAACGAGGCGUUUGUGGAAGACCCCUCGCAGUGGCAAGCAGAGAAGAUCGAAGAUGCUGUGCUGAGGGAAAUGGUGGAGGAAGAUCGCGUGAAAUCGUUCCAUAUGAUCAUGAAGAACGAAAAGGCUUCAACGGGUUAA
This is a messenger RNA of Linum trigynum, 333 nucleotides long. Lineage: Eukaryota; Viridiplantae; Streptophyta; Magnoliopsida; Malpighiales; Linaceae. The record is from the annotation of a GenBank genome assembly.